Syngnathus acus (greater pipefish) is the source of this 1312-nucleotide messenger RNA. RefSeq lists its product as uncharacterized. Gene Ontology annotation, molecular function: nucleic acid binding. The transcript has a single exon. Bases 173 to 1135 code for a protein of 320 amino acids. The record is from RefSeq and is a predicted model, not a curated record. NCBI's taxonomy places the organism in Eukaryota, Metazoa, Chordata, Actinopteri, Syngnathiformes, Syngnathidae. Gene Ontology annotation, biological process: DNA integration.
CCUACUUAUCAGGUACUAUCACGAGAAGGUAGCGCAUCAAGGGCGCCACAUAACAGAAGGAGCGCUCAGAGCAGCCGGAUUUUGGAUUAUUGGCAGUAAACGGCUUGUCUCUUCUGUCAUUCACAAAUGUGUUCUCUGUCGUAAGCUCAGAGGGCGAUUUCAAACUCAAAAGAUGGCAGAUUUACCUGUUGAUAGACUGUUGCCUAUGCCACCAUUCACCAGUGUUGGAAUGGACAUCUUUGGCCCCUGGACGGUUACCACACGUCGCACCAGAGGAGGAAGUGCAGACAGUAAACGCUGGGCUGUACUUUUCACCUGUAUGUCCAUGAGAGCUGUGCACAUUGAGCUCAUCGAAUCAAUGUCGACAUCCAGCUUUAUCAAUGCGCUGAGAAGGUUUUUCAGCAUUCGUGGACCCGCACAGAUACUCCGCUCGGAUAGAGGUACCAAUUUUAUCGGAGCAUGCAACGAACUGAAAAUUGAUCACAAGGACACAGAAUUGAACUCUUACCUGCAGGAAAAAGGAUGUACGUGGCUGUUCAACUCCCCACACUCCUCACACAUGGGUGGGUCGUGGGAGAGACUCAUUGGAAUUGCAAGACGCAUUUUGGAUGGUAUUCUUUUGAAAGUCAUCCAUAUCCAACUCACACAUGAGAUGUUAAGUACUUUCAUGGCGGAAGUGAUGGCAAUAAUGAAUGCAAGACCACUCGUAGCGGUGUCAACAGAUCCUGACAAACCAAAUCUUCUCACCCCAGCAAUGCUUCUUGCCCAAAAGACCAAUGCCUUAUCUGCACCAACAGGAACCUUUGCACCUUCAGACCUCUAUUCAAAGCAAUGGAAGCAAGUACAGAGUCUGGCGGACACCUUUUGGAAACAGUGGAGGAGUGAAUAUCUUUCAACUCUACAGCAAAGGAGAAAAUGGACUGAUGAAAAAGUGAAUGUAAAGGUCGGUGACAUUGUAUUACUGAAAGACGUGCUUGCACACAGAAAUGACUGGUCCAUGGGAAGAGUUGUAAAAACAUUUGAGAGUAAGGACAAAAAGGUUCGAAAAGCAGAAGUAAAGACUGUAAAAGAUGGAAAUGUGAAAGUGUUUUUGAGACCUGUUACAGACAUGGUUUUACUGUUAUCAGAAAAGUAAAUGUUGCAUUUUUUUGUUAUUUACAUGUUGUUCUAAAGUUUGAUUUGUAGUGGCACAAUUGUAUUGUACCAGGCGGGGAGUGUUCUGCCCUUUGUAAUAAGUUUAAGUAGAAACACAUGUACAUGUAGUGCUUUACCUCCCUCUACUGGUUGCAGUGGGAAGUUGUUUUUGAGAGCA